Cannabis sativa is the source of this 1554-nucleotide messenger RNA. RefSeq names its product protein PIN-LIKES 3. Lineage: Eukaryota; Viridiplantae; Streptophyta; Magnoliopsida; Rosales; Cannabaceae. The coding region runs from base 234 to 1406 and encodes 390 amino acids. The record is from RefSeq and is a predicted model, not a curated record. Gene Ontology annotation, cellular component: membrane. Gene Ontology annotation, biological process: endoplasmic reticulum to cytosol auxin transport. The transcript has 10 exons.
UGAAUUUAUGUAUACGUAUUAUUAUUAUGUAUAUAUAUGCAUGUAUGUACAGCUAUCAGUUCGUUGGAUUCUCUCUCUGUACUCAAUUAGCUGCGUACAGAACCGUGUUUCUUCCGCCACGUGUGGUUCCGUGCAUGGUUUCAUAACUGAUCAAUUGUUAAACCCUAUAAAGUGUCUCGCGCUGAUCCCUUCUUCUUCUUUAAGGUCUGAUUUGCAGAGGAAGGAAUUGUAUAAUGGAGCUUUUGGGGCUCUUCGUUACAGCAUCUAUGCCAGUCUUGAAAGUUCUAUUGCUUACCGGACUUGGUUCUUAUCUUGCUUUAGAUAGCGUUAAUAUUUUGGGGAAAGAUGCCAUCAAAUAUUUAAACACAAUUGUUUUUUAUGUAUUCAAUCCUGCGCUUGUGGGAUCCAGCCUCGCAAAUACCGUAACAUAUGAUAGCAUGAUCAAGUUGUGGUUUAUGCCUGUAAAUGUUCUCAUUACAUUUAUUAUUGGUUCAUUACUUGGAUGGAUUGUUAUUCACUUUACAAGACCACCUCAACACUUGCGAGGCCUCAUUUUGGGUUGUUGUGCUGCAGGAAAUUUGGGGAACUUGCCUCUCAUUAUAAUCCCAGCACUUUGUAAAGAAAAAGGAAGCCCCUUUGGAGACUCUGAUGUCUGUUAUUCUUAUGGGAUGGCUUAUGUUUCCCUUUCAAUGGCAAUUGGAGCCAUAUAUUUAUGGUCUUAUGUGUAUAACAUUGUUCGUGUAUCUUCAACAAGUAUAAAUGACAUCAAGUCUUCGAGGGAAUCAUUAGAAGAACCACUACUACUUCCUUCCCCUGAGGAUGUUGCAUUGCAGGUGGGGGACUCAGAAAGUUCAGGGAUAAAACAACUACGUUUGGUGAAACUGUUUAGAGAGUUAAAUCUCAAGGCAUUGUUGGCCCCUUCAACUAUUGGAGCGAUUAUUGGAUACAUAAUUGGAGUGGUUCCUCUAUUCCGAAAAUCAUUGAUAGGAAGUGGUGCUCCACUUAGAGUGAUCCAGGACUCUGCUGUUUUGUUGGGGGAUGGAGCCAUCCCAGCCCUGACACUUAUAAUUGGAGGAAAUCUUCUUAGAGGUCUAAGAGGAGAGGGAAUCCAGAAAUCUCUAGUUGUUGGCAUUGUAGUAGCUCGUUACAUAGCCCUGCCUUUGACAGGCAUACUAGUUGUUAAGGGGGCAGUUCACUUGGGUCUGGUGCAGCAAGAACCAUUGUACCAGUUUGUUCUUCUUCUACAAUUUGUAGUACCACCUGCUAUGAACAUAGGAACCAUGACACAGUUGUUUGGAGCUGGAGAGAAAGAAUGUUCUGUUAUCAUGUUUUGGACUUAUGCCUUAGCAUCAAUUUCACUUACUAUUUGGUGCACAUAUUUCAUGUGGCUUGUGACGACAAGUUGAGCAUUAUAAUAAUUUGGACGGUAUAAUAUUAUUGAGUCAGUCCAAGCCAAAGUCACUUUUGGACACUACACAAUUUAUUUUAUUGGCUUCUUGUUAUAAUUUAUAAACUCAGAUAGUGAAAGCAUAUUUUUAUGUUUAUGAUAGAAAA